UACACUUUACGAGAAACGGAGGAGUGGCAAACUGUUACUCCAUGGAGCUCUCCGCUGUGCUGCUCCUGGCUGGCGCCGCAAUUUGUGCAUCUUUGGGUACCAUAGCUGGGACCCACAGUCUUCACUAUAACCUCACAGUGAGGUCCCAAGGUGGAUCAGUGCAAUCAAGGUCCUUUGCCAAUGGUUAUUGGGACCGUCAGCUCUUCCUUCACUUUGAUAGUGACAAAAAAGAAAGUGCAAAGCCUCAGGGGCCAUGGGCAGAAAAACCUUUGGGAACUGAAAGCUGGGACACAGAGAUCCAGGAGUUGGCAGAGCACAGCAAGAAUCUAAAAGCAAUCCUGGCAGAUAUCAAUGCCUGGCAAGAGCAGAAAGGAGGGUCUCAUUUCCUCCAGGAGACUUGGGGCUGCAAGAUUCACAAGGACAACCGCACCAGGGCCUUCUGGAAUUUCUACUAUGAUGGGGAGCCCUUCCUCUCCUAUCAUCCAGAGACACACAGCUGGACAAUGGAGCCAUCCUCAGUUCAGAACUUGGCUAUGGAAGUCAAGAAUUCCUGGGAUGCAGAUGGCAUGCAAAGCAAGGAUUACUGGGCCCAAGUUCAGGGAGAGAUGUGUGGAAGACUCAGGAGAUAUCUAGUCUUCUGGAAGGACUCCUCCUACUCCCCUGGAGCCUCUGCCCAGAGGACCUUGUUGUCCCCAGUAGUGAAUGUGACCUGUGCUGAGGCCCUGGAGGACACCAUCAAUGUGACAUGUUGGGCUUUUGGCUUCUAUCCCCAGAAUAUCUCUGUGACCUGGCUUCAGGAUGGGGAACCCCUGAGCCAGGGCACCCAGCAGUCUGGUGGUAUCUUUUCCUGUGAAAAUGGGACCUACCAGACCUGGGUGUCUACCAGGAUUCCCCAAGGACAGGAGCAGGGGUUCAGCUGCCAUGUGGGACACAGUGGGAACAACAGCACUGGCCUUGUGUCCUGUGGGACUGCACUGCUGCUUCCGAGCCAAUGGGCUGCCUUCCUGGGUGUGGCUGCUGCUGUUGCUGCUGUGAUUAUGAUUAUUGUUUGUGUCUGCUCCUGCAAGAAAAGGAAGACAAAAUCUACUGCAGAAGGUUCAGGAGUGCCCACUGUGGGAGACCUGGAUUGUGACCAUGCCAAUGCAAUGGAACAGAUGAUAGAUGGGCCUACAGUUCACACUGCAGAAUCUCAGGAAAAUCCUAGUUUUCUUUGGAAAGAAGACCUCUGAGGACUAUGAGGAUUGUCACCUACAGAAGUCCCUGCUAGAGCCCCUGAGCCUAUAUGACCCAGAUCAGUAGCAGAGGACACCAAGUGACUACACUGGAUCCACACAGCUGGGGUGUCAACCUUUGCUGAGAGCUCCUGGGGCUACUGGGGGAGCUUACACUGGGCAGGCCUACUGUGACAAGCACUUUUUGUCUUGGUGCCUUGGUUUCCUCAUCUCUACAAUGUGGAAACAUAUGUUUGCUAACAAAUGCACCUGUUCUGAACUAGUAUCCUUAUUAUUUUACUGUAUUUUAACACAUUAUAUAUUGUGGGAGACCAACCUCGCACAUGACUUGAAACACUCCCCGACUGGGUGCUGAGGUGUCCAAGUAGCAGAAAUGCAGCUGGAUUUCCUUACCUUUAUUAGGUUCCAGGAUGGAGUCCAUAUAGAGGCAUGUCUCACCACUACCUCAAGGACCCAAUCACCUCAUCUGACCUUGCAAAAAUACUGCUCUCCUUGACUUUCAUUGGACGGGAUUUUCCCCAGAGUUUUUAGUUCCCCAAUAAAAUCCCACUCCCUAGCUUGUGUUCUAUGCCCCCCUCCCCGCCCCCACUCUUGCCUCUCCAGUAAAACCUCACUCCCCCCCCCCCAAACCCUCACUUCCCCCCUGGGGAGCUUGAGGCUGAAAGCUCCAGGAGCCAUCCCAGACCUGGUUUAAAGGUAAAAUUGUGUGUCUGUGUCUUUAUUUCAAACUCCCUGAGAAUUUUCCUGUGUGAUUGAACCAUUCACCAUCUGCGCUGGCCGUGGACUAAAAUAUAUAAGUAUGGUGAUUGUGUUGUAAUAAAUGAGAUUAUUUGUAAGUAUCCUUAUUCUGCCUCCUCCCAAGAAACCUAAAAUACAUGCUCUUCUUCAUUGUUGAGGGAACUUCAAACCCUCUCUGACUGUUUAUCUUACCUCUUGUCUGUAUCAUUUUACAUUACGAAUGUUUAAACACUUUUAAAUAUGAAACAUAUCUGGUCUGUGUUCAUGUUCUAGGAAGGGACCGUGUGACAGGGUCAGCAAAAAUAACAUGUUUGACUCCAUGUUUGACAGAGAGUUAAACAUAUGUUUAACAUAGACCGUGUUGAGAGCCAGAGUCUGUGGCAUUUUUAAAAAUAUUUUUAAUUGAUUUUAUUUUUUAAAUACAUGACAGCAGAAUGCAGUAUAAUUCUUAUUACACAUACAGAACACAAUUUUUUAUAUCUAGAGUCUGUGGCAUUUUGCAGAUGAUGUUGAAUGAAUGUGCUGGCUUCAAAUUCUGAGGAAUUUGGCAGUGUCUUCAGAAUAGCUGAGGUGUUGGUGCCAGUCCUUUGCCAGACAUCUGCUCUAUAGCCUGGCAGAGAUGAGCAUCCAGAAGGAAUUCCCAUGGGGCAUCCUGAACAGGCACAACUUCCUUUUCUCAGAGAUUGCUUAGCAACGGCACCAACACCCCAGUGGUUAUUUGCAAAAAUAAGCAACAGGCCUUUCCCACUCAAAGGCACAAAAAUUCAACUACAGCCUCCUCUUUUAUAGCCUAAUGUAAAUGGCAUGUACAAAUCCAGAUCUUUCUUGUGUGGUUUACGUUGUACGGUGAUGUGGCUGGUAAACCCUGCUGUGAUAAGAUUACUUCCUCCUGUUUUUAGCAAGAUUGUCAUUUGGGUGUUGUAGCUUCAAUAUGCAAGGACCUCUCCAGAAUGUCAGAGACACCCACUACCCACACAGUCUUCAUGCCCUUUGGUAACAUAGGCAACUGCUGCUGCCCCUGGACCCUUGGCACAAGCCCGCCUCACACUGCCACUCACUAUUCCAACUUCCAGACGCUUACUGUGCAUGUGUUUUUCAAUUUAAUGUUUAAAUAUGUUCCCUUUACUCCCAUGUUUGUCAAUCAGGAUCAUACUCACAUGCUAAAUGUACAAUUUUAAAGUCAUCGUUUAUUUAUAUGUAUUUUAAUUAUGGCAUAUAGAGAUGCUAUUGAAUGUUUUGUUUUCAUUACAUCCAAGUUACACUUGAUUAAAUGACCAUUAUUGGUGCUUAUGGUUUUUUUCCUUGAUUUUUGAUGCUAACAUAUAAAAUUGUACUGUGUUCA
This is a messenger RNA of Marmota monax (woodchuck), 3312 nucleotides long. Its product is annotated as MHC class I polypeptide-related sequence B-like. Gene Ontology annotation, molecular function: signaling receptor binding; peptide antigen binding. The coding region runs from base 42 to 1229 and encodes 395 amino acids. The transcript is spliced from 7 exons. Lineage: Eukaryota; Metazoa; Chordata; Mammalia; Rodentia; Sciuridae. Gene Ontology annotation, biological process: immune response; antigen processing and presentation of endogenous peptide antigen via MHC class I via ER pathway, TAP-independent; antigen processing and presentation of endogenous peptide antigen via MHC class Ib. The record is from RefSeq and is a predicted model, not a curated record. Gene Ontology annotation, cellular component: external side of plasma membrane.